This is a messenger RNA of Eimeria tenella, 2370 nucleotides long. RefSeq lists its product as uncharacterized. The transcript has a single exon. Gene Ontology annotation, cellular component: SWI/SNF complex; nucleus. Gene Ontology annotation, molecular function: transcription coregulator activity; DNA-binding transcription factor activity. The record is from RefSeq and is a predicted model, not a curated record. Gene Ontology annotation, biological process: regulation of transcription by RNA polymerase II. The coding region runs from base 1 to 2370 and encodes 789 amino acids. NCBI's taxonomy places the organism in Eukaryota, Apicomplexa, Conoidasida, Eucoccidiorida, Eimeriidae.
AUGACAGAUGGGGCCUCAACUCGCUGCCCCACAGAAGAUGUGUCUCCAGAUUCUCUGAACUUUUCUGUGUCUGCAGCAGCAGCAGCUGCUGCUGCUGCUGCAGCAGACCGUAGCAAGGCCCUGGGCGACAGGCAUGGCGCGGGCGCAAGAGCUGCUGCUGCAGCUGCGGCGGAGGCGAAGGAGGCCAAGGAGGGCUCCAGCAGCAGCAGCAGCAGCAGCAGCAGCAGCCUGUCCCUGCACUCGCUGCAGAAACUAGCAGCAGAACUGGAGCAGCUGCUGCGGGGGGUGCAGCAGGUGCAGCAGCAAAUUCAAGAGGCUCAGAGAAACAUCUCGUGGGCCCUCGGGGGGCCCCCCGACCCUUUGCUGCUGCCCUCGAAGCAGGGCUACUCCCCUUUGUCUGCUGCGGCUGCUGCUGCCACUUUGGCGCUGCCGUCGACAGCAGCAGCGGCGGCGAGCCCCGCAGCAGCAGCAGCAGGGUCCGCAGCAGCAGCAGCAGCAGACUCUCCGCUGCUGAGCGCAAGCGACGUUGCUGCAUGCAUGCUGGCGGGAGAACAGGAGGCCCCUGCUGCUUGUCUUUUGUCUUUAAUGGACAUGUUGUCAAGACAAGUUGGAGACACAAAUGGAGCAGCACAAGCAGCAAAAGUGCUGAAGAAGCUGAACUCGUGGGGCCCCGAGGGGCCCCCGGGGGCCCUCUCUGCAUGCAGCAGCGACAGCAGCAGCCAGCUGCUGGGGGCAGCAGCAGCAGCAGCAGCGGCCGACUGGAGCGGCUCGUUGCCGCUGCUGGACCCUUCCGUGGCCGCGCCGCAGGAGCAGGUGCAGCAGCAGCAGCAGCAGCAGCAAGUGCUGGACUCGGAGUCCUGCGCGCUGCUGCCGCUGCAUGCAGAGGAAGCCCCGCUGCCGCGGAAGAGGUCGAAGCUGUCAGGUUACCCGUCUGCUGCUGCGGGCGCUGGGUGUGCUGCGGCGCAGGGCUCAGCAGCAGCAGCAGCAGCAGCAGCAGCAGCAGCGGGACACGUGAACACCGCGCCAAUGCCCGGAGUCCGCUUCGCCAAAGACCGCAACAGCUGGGUCGCCUUCUGGUGCGAAAAUGGAAGACAGAAUUAUAAGUCCUUCAGCAACAAAAAGUUCGGAGCAGAAGCAGCAAGACUGAUGGCCAUAGCAGCGCGGCAGUCCUUUGACGAGCGCACCCACAGGAACAGCAGCAGCAGCAGCAGCAGCAGCAGCAGCGCGGGCGGCCCCGCGCUCGCCCCGGGGGCCCCCGCCCUCGCCGCCGCGGGGCUCACCGCCGCGGAGGCCUGCCGGCUGAUGGGCCUGAAGCCGCCCAGCAGCAGCAGCAGCAGCAGCAGCAGCAGCAGCGGCGGGGGCCCCGCUCUGUUCGGGGCUGUGGAGGGCGGGGGCCCCCCCUCGUGCGGAUUUGACGAGAACGAGGAGGCGAGCAGCGCGGCCGCGCCCCCCCCCCCGCAGCAGCAGCAGCAGCAGCAGCAGCAGCUGUCGCGCGCGGAGAUGCAGCAACUUGCUGCUGCACUGCGAAACCCCAAAGGCGUCUGCUACGCCCCCAGCAACAACACCUGGAUGGCCUACGGCAGCAUGGGCUCGGGGGCCCGCAUGUGUCGGUCUUUUCCAGUUUCGAAGUUUGGCUUUUACGGGGCGCGGCGGCUGGCCAUCAAGGCUGUCAGCCAGUACCAGCAGAAGCAGCAGCAGCAGCAGCAGCAGCAGCAGGUGCACCUGCAGCAGCAGCACGUCGCCAGCUGCCUCGAGUCCGCAGCGGCGCUCAGAAACGUCCAGCACGCGCUCCACGUCAGCCCCGUCGUCCGCCAGCUCCUCAGCAGCAGCAGCAGCAGCAGCAGCAGCAGCAGCAGCAGCAGCGGCGCGGCGCUGGCCGGCAGCGGCGGCGCAUGCGUCAAGAGGAAACGAGCAGCAAAGGACUUGGGGCUGCCUCUGCUACAAGCCGACAGCAGCAACAGCUCCAAAACAGAGGCAGCAGAAGCUGACGCCCUCCGCGACGCAAAGCUGCUGCCUGCAGCAGCAGCAGCUGCUGCUGCUGCGGGCCCCACUGACGCCGCGGCCUUCUUCGCAGGGCCCCCUGCUGCUGCUGCCGAAGCAGCGGCAGCAGCUGCUGCAGCUGCUGCUGCUGCAGCGGAGAAGAAGGCAGAGGGCGCGGCGAACGGCGCGCAGGCGGGCUGCAGCAAGGAGGCGGAGCAGCAGCAGCAGCAGCAGCAGAAAGCGGUGCUGCUGAGCAGCCAGGGAGUGGAAGCAGAAGAAGCUAAUGGCGUUCUUUCCGUCUCGGGGCUGCAUGCAGAGAAGGGAAGGGGGAGAGAGGGUGUGGGGCGGGAGCUGGGGUGUACAGACACCCCAGCGGUGGACAGCCCGUGA